GAGAAAAGAGCCAGUACCUUCCUCAGAAAGCUGCUGAAGACAAGGGUUGCAGGAUGUUUGUGCUGGUGAUGAUCUGUCUGUUCUGCCAAUAUUGGGGUGUCCUUAAUGAGCUUGAAGAAGAAGAUCGUGGACUACUGUGUUAUAAAUGUAAGAAAUAUCAUCUUGGGUUAUGCUAUGGAAUCAUGACAUCCUGCGUACCAAAUCAUAGACAGACCUGCGCUGCUGAGAACUUUUACAUACUCACAAAAAAAGGGCAGAGUAUGUAUCAUUAUUCAAGACUGUCAUGUAUGACCAACUGUGAGGACAUCAACUUCCUGAGUUUUGAAAGGAGGACAGAGCUCAUUUGUUGUAAGCACAGUAACUAUUGCAACCUCCCAAUGGGACUCUAGUUCUGAAUUUAUUAUGGAUUUGGUAUCAUUCUUCAACUUACUACCAACUCUCUUUCCUCCAAAGUUUGUAUUUACUCUCCCCUCCUAACUUACUAAAAAUUGGAAAAUCAUUUGUCAGUGAAAAGAGAAGCAGUCAUAUGAGAAACUGGCUGGGAGCUCAGCCUCAUUGCUAAGCAAAUCUUUGCAAAUUCUUUUUGUCAUAUCUAGCAGGGCAUUUUGAUCUGUGGACAAUACUGCCCAUCAUGAGUAGGUCCAGAAUUGAUCAUCUCAUAUACCAAGCCACAAGAUUUUGGCUCAAAAUGACAUCCCAACUUUGUACAGGGAAAUCUGUAAAUAUACUGUGUUGGUCUGCACCAAGUCUUCUGAGUUAAGAUUUUGUUUGGACUAGCUCUGAGAAUUCUUGGCACAGUACUUAUGGAUUCAGGAGGUAAGAGAGUGUUAAUCCCAGCUUCCCAAUUUGCUAAUGAUCUGAGACUUUUUUUUUGGCAAAUCUCAUGGGAGAAAUAUGAGAGGUGAGAAAAAUCUGGAUAAGCACAGAUAUUAAACAACAAAAUUAGAAAUGUAUGGAAAUUUUCAUUGAUGCAGAGACAGUGUGAUGCAUCUGGAUCUGAUUGUAUUGAGGCUGUGGUUCAAUCAGGUGAUUGGAUUAGGGGUUCAGGCCUUGUUCAAAAGUGAUUACUCAAUAUUCUGAUGAACGUGAAGAAAAAAAACUGGAUUUCUAUAGUAGUUAAAGGUAACAGAAUAUGUAAAGAUAGCAUGAGCUAUCAUGUACUAGUUUCCUUUAUGUUGCUGUGAUAAAACACUUUGACCAAUACCAACUGAGGGUAGGAAAGGGUUUAUCUAGUUUAUACUUCUAGAUAACAGUUCAUCAUGGAGUGCAGUCAGGACAGGAACUCAAGGUAGGAACCUGGAGGCAGGACUCAUAGAGGGACAAUGCUUGUCACAGGCUUAUGCUUAGCUUGCUUUCUCAUACAAUACAGGACCAACUGUCUUGAAAUGGUACUAUCAACAGUGGUCUGGACCCUCUUAUGUCAAUAAGAAUAAUCAAGAUUGUUCUCCACAGACACGUCCACGAGGCAAUUUGAUCUAGACAACUUCUUUUUUGUUUUUAUUUAUUUAUAUUUAUUUGGUUUUAUUAAUUUACUUUAUAUCCUGACUAUAGUUCCUGGCCUUCCAGUUCCCCCUCCCCCCAUUCACUCCUCCUCCAUUUAUCUUCAGAAAAUAUGUAUCUACCACUUAUGAAGUUGUAGUAAGACUUUGCACAUCCUCUCUUAUUGAGGCCAAGACAAGACAGGCAGUAGGAGAAAAGGGUCCCAAAGGCAGGUGACAGAAUCAGAGAUAUCUCUAGGCAACUUUUUAAUUGAGGUCAUAUCCCUGUAGGUUGUGUCAAGUAGACAAGGUUAACAUGGUGACAUGAUAUGGUGUUUGGGUAAUACUGUGUGCCACAGUAGUUAAAGUUAUGAAGAGCAGAAAGUGUGACAGAAUAGAAAGGUAACAUUAGUAAGAGGGGAAACAUACAGUUAUUACAUGAUCAAGUACCAAGGUAUAAACAAAACCAGAACAGCACAGACACUGGAGCAUCACAUAUUGGGGCAAGAUAGGCAGACGGUAACCACGUUUCUCUGGUUUGGAAGCCUAUUGCAAUUCCUGUUUCUGGAUUCCUAUGAUCAUUCUCAACUAUAUUAAGCCACAUAAGAUUCUCCAAUGAACAAACUACUUCUCUAUUUGAAGAGUUAAAUGAACUUCCAUCUUUGUCUUGUAUCUGAGAAUGUCAUUUUUACUUCUUUUUGAGGAAUUCCCAAUUUGGACUCUUAGAACCGGGAUGG
Mus musculus (house mouse) is the source of this 2215-nucleotide messenger RNA. RefSeq names its product prostate and testis expressed 2 (gene Pate2). The transcript has 4 exons. NCBI's taxonomy places the organism in Eukaryota, Metazoa, Chordata, Mammalia, Rodentia, Muridae. Gene Ontology annotation, cellular component: extracellular region. Bases 54 to 389 code for a protein of 111 amino acids. The record is from RefSeq and is marked validated.